This is a messenger RNA of Moneuplotes crassus, 1569 nucleotides long. The record is from the annotation of a GenBank genome assembly. Lineage: Eukaryota; Ciliophora; Spirotrichea; Euplotida; Euplotidae.
UCAUGUCUGAAAACGGUAAAAUUAGAGCAAGCAGCACAGGAAUUAGUGAUACUAAGCAGGAAAAGUGAUUUAAAGAGUUUUAGGAGUAGAUAAUAAAUAUUUGACAAAAAGAGAGAUCUAACUCAACAAGAGAAGAAAUGAGAGAAUAAGAAGCAAUUUUAGUGCAAAAAGAAGUAGUAUCAUUAAAAGUAUCUCCGCAAGAAAGGAUCUUACCAAAUUAAAGGAAUUGGUACCUUGAGAAUCUUGGAAUUGAUGCACAAAACAUUUGAAGAAAAUAUUAAAGGAAGUUCAGAUAAAAUAGCCAAAAUGAGAAGAGAAUACACAAUUGAAUGCCAGAACUAGAAGUUCAAUGCUAUUCACCUGGGAGAUAAAACAGCUGGAACAAUAUUGAGCCUAGUGUCUCAUAUCCAAAACACUUGUGUUAGCACAAAAAUAAAAACAUUGGAAGGAAUUUCCAAACUGGAGUUGCGAUGUUAGGAGCCCUAUUUGAAAUACUUAAAGACUUGAAUACAAUAAGAGAGGAUAAUGAGAAUGAAAAGAAGAUAGAGAAAUUGAAUUUAGAUAUCAAUAAUAUGAAGGUCGGAUUCAAACCAGAGAAAGUUUCAAAUUCCCCAUAGUCUUUGAAAUUUCACCCUCUUCAGAAAGAUCUCUGAAGGAAAUAGGUAUUGGUAUGAAUGAGGAGUCAAAACAAAACAUGAAGAGAACAGAAAUAUUUAGCUAGGUAGAGGAAAAAGUCUUUGGAAAACAAAUGAAGAAUAAUCAGGUUCACAAGGUUGGAAAGAAUAUACAUGGUGGAUGGUAAAUAUCAGAGAAUAAUGGAGUGUAAAUGUACAAACUUUAAGAGUUCAGAUAGAAUAACCCAACGAAGAAAUAGAUAUGACAGUAGGCCUUAUAGAAAAAUGCAUUGAAAAGAUUUAACCAUCAUAGAAGACGCUAUCCAGUUUAGAAUGAUCGGAAUGAUUUUUAUGGUUAUCAAGAGUAUUAUCUUUCCCAGAAUCAUAGAUAAAACACAAGGAGAGUAUGGCUAUAAUGAGCCUUAUUACUUUUAAGCAUAAAGGAAAUAUUUAUAAAAAUGACGUCUGAGAAGAAGGUCUACUGUCGUAAAACUCAACUCUCCCAAAAAUGGUCAAUUUUGGAAGGGUAAAUGCUGACUUAAAGAUAGGGACAUUAAAUUUCAAUGGGCUAACUAGUAGAGAAACUACAUCAAUUAUCCCAGUACUUUAUUGCUGAAGAUUUGGAUAUCCUAAUGAUUAAAGAAACACAUAGAGUGGAAGAACAACUUAAAUUACAGAUAGCAAUGAUAAGAUGGAAGAAGGGAUGGAGUUGCUGUUUUCUACAAUAAAAAGAGGUUUAUUAUAAUUAACAAUGUAUUCCUCACUUUUAUGAAAAAUUUGCUUACUGAGAUUGAUAUAGGAAUUUCAGUCCAACAUUUUUUGAAGUUUGAGAGAAAUUUGAAUAUUUCGAGUCCAUUCAGAGUAAGAAUUGAGAUACUAUCUCUGAGAAAUCAACAGAGUGUUUCGACAAAUGUAUAAAGUAAAUUAUCUUCAUCUUUAAUCAAUUUGUUAAAAA